AGUCAAUCGGUCCCAGGUUCAAAUCCGCGCAAAGUAAGAAUUUUUUUCUCGCGUUUUUAUCAAUAUUUUGGGACAAUUUAGGUAAUCCACGGUAAAAUUACAUGACCUAAAUGUAGUCAAUCACACAGUGAACAACUAGGAACGUCAACGAGAAUUUUAAACAACGUUCAUUUGCAAGACUAAUAAGGGAACCAUGUUAUACGGAAAAAUUGUUGUAAUCAAAAGAAAUGGAAGUGAUGGUGCUCAUUUUCCAUUGACUUCAAAGACAUGCCUCUUUGGAAGGAGUAAUGACUGUGAUAUUCGUAUCCAGUUACCCAAUGUAUCAAAAGAGCACUGUAGGAUCGAUGUUAAUGAGAAUGGUGAGAUAUUUUUGACCAAUAUGAGCAGUGUGAAUCCUACAAUGUUAAACAAAGGUGAUGUGAAGGAUAUGGUCCAAGUUCAACAUUCUGAUGUCUUCACAAUUAUUGAUCGAUCCUUUAGGUUCGAGUUUCCUCCAUCUUCCCCCUUCAGAACACCCAAGAAGACACCUGUGAAGGGUUCUCCUAAGAAGAGCAAGAGCCCAGGGACAGGGAAAGUUCUCACUCCAAAGAACAAGCCCCCUACACCAGCAUCCACUCCUAAAGCUUCUACUAGUGACACUCAAACUUCCUCAAAGGUACUCACUCCCAAGCUAAAGCCCCCAAUGCCUGUGGACAUUCAGUAUGCUCUGCUACAGGUCAAACCACCUGUCUCUACCACACCAAAUGCCAAGACACCUAGCUCAGAAAAAGCAAAGUCAUCCCCCAAAGCUACCACCCCUAAGGCUGCUACUCCUAAGCCUCCAACUCCAAAGGCUACCACCCCAAGGGCAAAAUCACCCAAGGCUGUCACCCCUAAACCUGCAACUCCAAAGGC
Messenger RNA from Owenia fusiformis, 894 nucleotides. NCBI's taxonomy places the organism in Eukaryota, Metazoa, Annelida, Polychaeta, Sabellida, Oweniidae. The record is from the annotation of a GenBank genome assembly.